AUGGAACUUGAUUCCUUGUGCCAACAUUGGGAUUCAACUUUGGAUAUUGACGAAGAAAAUUUUGAAACUGUCGCUGAAUCAGAAAAGCACCCACGCCUUUCAUUAUAUAAAAACAAAGGUCGAGCUAUCGAUCAAGAAAAACGUUGGCGUCAAAAACUCAGCAUACUUAAAUCUAAAAAAGAACGAUCAGAUCAUUUCGAUCAUAAUCGCUUUUCUGUGAAUAAAGAAGAACUCUCAAAACACCCAUGGGCAUCAACUGAAAUAAAGUCGGAAAUAAAAAGUUGGCGUCAUCACUCGAAACUUUUAAUGUUAGCAGAGUGGUUUCUAUUUAUGCCUCCAAAUUUUGAAGAGGAAUAUCGGAUGAAAAUUUGUCCUAAAGGGCGCCAUGUAUUUAUCAAGGCUUCAAAAGGAAAGACUACAGUAUACACUAGGAAUGGACGUCAACUGAUAUCCUCUGUUUCACGACUUCCAGGAGGUGGUUUAGGCCAAAGUGAUAAUCAGAACAGUUCAUAUACAACUUUAUUAGAUUGCAUAUUAUACUGUCCGGAAAAGAAUAUUGAUUUCAGUAAUUUACAAAUGGCAAAUGAAACAAAGCAAGUGACUUUUGUCUUCUACGUGGUUGACAUUAUUUUUAUGAGAUCUACAGGUUAUGUCAAUCUACCUUUUUAUGAACGAUCCCAAUGGUUAGAAAAUUAUCUCAAGCAACAAAUAGAGGAGUAUAAUGAAAGUGAUCCCGUUGCUUUUCACAUUCUGCCGUCAUAUGAAUGCGAUGUAGGAUCAAUGCAAGACGCAUUCUCGUCAAUCCCGUCAUACGAGAUUGAUGGUGUUCUAUUUUACCACAAAGAUGUUAAUUACGAACCUGGAGCAACUCCUCUUGUUAGCUGGUUGAAACCAUAUAUGUUACCGGAAUGGUUCCCCAAUAUCAAUUAUCAUUCGGAUUUCAUGAAAGAUAUCCCUGACGAUUAUACUGACUAUAUUAAUGGAAUACAACAAUAUGAAGCUACAAUGUCUUCGAAAUUAUUACAUUCCGUCAUCCAGUGA
Molecule: messenger RNA, 1041 nt
Organism: Schistosoma spindalis
Lineage: Eukaryota; Metazoa; Platyhelminthes; Trematoda; Strigeidida; Schistosomatidae
Source: the annotation of a GenBank genome assembly